Ceratosolen solmsi marchali is the source of this 1686-nucleotide messenger RNA. It is a transcript of the gene Droj2, whose product is annotated as DnaJ heat shock protein family (Hsp40) member A4-like. Gene Ontology annotation, molecular function: Hsp70 protein binding. The record is from RefSeq and is a predicted model, not a curated record. Bases 86 to 1267 code for a protein of 393 amino acids. The transcript is spliced from 4 exons. Gene Ontology annotation, biological process: protein folding. Lineage: Eukaryota; Metazoa; Arthropoda; Insecta; Hymenoptera; Agaonidae.
CAACUUUUUAAUAUACUUGUCUAUUGACCAAAAAAUUUCUUUAAAUUGAAUUAUACAUUAAGACAAGGUGGAUUACUCAGAGAACAUGGUUAAAGAAACGACUUUCUAUGAUGUCCUUGGUGUUAAGCCUGGAUGUUCACAAGAAGAUCUGAAAAGAGCGUUCAGGAAACUGGCUCUAAAGUAUCAUCCUGACAAAAAUCCCAAUGAAGGAGAAAGGUUCAAACAAAUGUCACAAGCGUACGAAGUACUCUCAAAUCCGGAGAAAAAAAGGAUUUACGAUGCUGGUGGUGAACAAGCCCUCAAGGAGGGUGGUAUGAGCGCUGCUUCGUCGCCUAUGGACAUCUUUGAGAUGAUAUUCGGUGAUGGGCGCAGGAAGCGAAGAGGUCGCGAUGUCGUUCACCAACUCUCAGUUUCUCUGGAGGAACUUUACAAGGGUACAGUGCGCAAAUUGGCUUUGCAGAAAAACGUCAUCUGUGACAAGUGCGAGGGCAUUGGUGGUAAAAAGGAUGCAGUGGAGCAGUGCAGAAUGUGUGAGGGUACAGGUUACAAAGUUCAACUUCAGCAAUUGGCUCCUGGUAUGAUGCAAGAAUAUCGCAGCACUUGCAGCAAGUGUAAAGGUCAGGGUGAUCACAUUAAAUCAAAGGACCGCUGUCCUCAGUGUCUUGGCAAGAAAACCAUUAGAGACAGAAAAAUACUGGAAGUAUAUAUUGACAAGGGUAUGAUGCAUUCUGAGAGAAUUGUGUUUACGGGUCAAGGUGACCAAGAACCUGACAGAGAGCCAGGAAAUAUUGUUAUUUUGUUGGAGCAGAAGGAGCACGAUGUUUUUGUGCGAUCCAAUAACGAUCUCAAAAUGCGUAUAAACCUACAACUAGUCGAAGCCCUCUGUGGCUUCCAGAAGGUAAUCCAGACUUUGGAUCAACGGAACCUCGUGAUAACGUCCCACCCCGGUCAGGUAGUGAAGGACUCGGACAUAAAAUGUAUCCCAUGCGAGGGUAUGCCCGUGCACAAGGAUCCGUUCACCAAAGGCCGUCUGAUCAUUGAAUUCAGGGUCAAUUUUCCAAUGGUCAUCGACCCCUCCGUCAUUCCCACGCUCGAGCAAUGUCUGCCACCGAGGGAGGAGGUCAUCGUCCCGUACGGCUCAGAGGACUGCCCGCUCAUGGAUCUUGACACCGACUACGAGGAGAGAGAAAGGGAUGGGCAUCAGCACGUACACGCACACGAUGAAGAUGAGGGUGGCUCAUCGCGAGUUAAGUGCGCCACGAAUUAAUGGGGCUAACGACUCCACCAACACUCUUCCACCUCUCCAACACUGCUCAUCUCACUCGCGUUGUACAAGAGUUGCGAUUAUCAUAAUGAUGAUGAUGAUGAUGAUGAUGACAGGAUUAUUCGAGAUGUUUAAGGACCGAGUAGAAAUUUCAUUAUUAUGGCGUACGUCACUUAUCGGAAGGUUAUGUUUAGGGCUCCCGAGUGCGAAAUUACCUUUUUCGUUUUGCGUUAAAUUGUUUGUUCAGAGUUUCUGGGGAAUGAUAAAUAGUUUUCAGCUAGAUGGUUGCUUUAGUGAUAUACUCUGUUCAUUCCGUCGUAUUCUCAUAGACUGAGGGUCCUUAAUGUUUGUGCUUGAAUGAAAGAUUUUUGUAUACAGAUACGUUUAACAAGCGGUAUUACUCCUUGUGAAAGAAGUAUUGU